GCCAGGAAAUCUGAGCUUCGGUUGCAGCGCCGAGCGCAAGAUUCGUGCCACUAGGCCCGGUGCAGUAACGCUGGGCCGUUAAUUUGUGGGCCAGAACCGCUCGGCAUCGCCCAGACGCGCUGCGGCGCGAGGCAAAGCCUGCUGAGGCCUGCUCAGAGCUGAUCCAGGUCGAAGGCAAACCUAACGCGGGGGAGCAGAUUAACAGGCAAUUCCACUGCUCCCAAUGGUCAAGUUCGGCGUGCGCUUCGAGGAGGGCAGCGCCUCGCGCCACUGGCAGUCGUCGCACGUCGCCUACGGCGCCCUGAAGAAGGUGCUCAAACGGGCCUCGCAGGCGUCCGGCCGGCCCGUCGGCCGGUCGAACUACGGCCCGCCCGGCAGAGGUUUGCUCGACCUCGAGGAGGUGCGACGACCGUCAGAUACGUUCCUCGAAAGAGGCCUCGACGACGACGACAAGAGAACCCUAGAAACUUUACGAGGCCGUUUACUGAAACAGACCAAUGAAGAUGAUUUAAGUGAAGACGACGAGGAGGUCAAGGAGUACGACGAGGAGGUCGCGUCACUGACCCCCACGUCCCUGAACAAAAAACUCUGGAUAAGAGCACUGGACAAAGACAAGUCCCGAGCGUUUUUCUUGCACGGCUUCGACUGCGCCUUAGCUGCCGAAGUGGCCACGGCCGAGAGAAGAUAUGCGAGAGAAGCGGCGUCGCUGGAACGACGGUGGACCGCGAUCGCGCCGUCUUGCCAAGGUUACGAGGACGACCUCGAAGUCUCAAAAGCUGCUCCCGAACCGCUGAAGCUCCAGCUCGCGGCGCUGGACUCCGAAGCGCGCGCUCUCGUCGACUUCGUGGUCUGGAACUUGUGCGCGGUCGAAAAAAUUUCGAAGAAGCGCGACAAGCUCUUUCCGGAGGAACCACCAAUACGGGGCAGAGUCGUGGGUAUUCUGCGAGCGCGGGACGCCUGGACGGCGCCGCGAGCGCGGACGCUGUCGGGGCAGCUCCGGGACGCGUGUGCGGCUCUCAGUGGCAAAACGGAGCAGCUCGGCACCGCGGCGGCCGUCUCGGAGUUACGUAGGUUGGGAACAGCUAGGGGCGGCGAGGCGCCGGCUCCCGACGAGUCUAGGAGGAGAGCCUUCGAGGAUCUCGGGCGGAGCGCUUCGUUUGAUGACACAAUGAGGCCGCCCUCGCCGACGACGUCGGACGAGGCCGAGGUCGUGUCCCAGGUUCCAGUGCAAGUGAGCGUCUGCUGCUUUCAACGAAAGCGGAGCAAGGGCGUCGGCUUGCAACCGCCUACUGUGGGAGAACGUUUAGUUUUUUUGGAUGUGGACGGCGUCUUACAUAGCAUCAACGCUCAUGACAAGGACACGCUGAACACCCAAUGCUGCGACUCGCUCGAGACCAUCGUGCGGGCUACCGAUGCUAGGUUGGUAUUAACAGGUGCGUGGCGCUUAUAUCCAGCACUAGUUGAACGAGUAGAGGCUCUGUUAAAGAAGAGGGGCCUCCGACCUUUACUGGGUAAAGCUCCUUCCUUAACAGCGAAAGGCCACAACCGGGAGCGAGAAAUACGGGCCUGGUUCGUGAACAACCGGCCGAAGAAGGACCCUGGUAGGAGAUGGAUCGCGCUCGACGCCGGCAGAUUAGAUGGGUUGCGGGGCCACUUAGUCCGGACGGAUGGAGAAAAGGGUUUGACGCAGCUGGACGCGACCAUAGCUACUGGUUUAUUAAGAGGAGAUGCGGGAGCGUUCUUGCUCGGCUGCCGGCCGGACAAGCCCUGCCAGUUCUGCGAUCCCCGCAGACGUUUAUUUGCGGACACGUUCCGAGCUUUGUCUACUCCUGGCCGGGCGCCUUCUGAUGCCACCACUCCCUCCAAACACUCGGAAGUCCGCGUCACGUCGCCCGCAUCCCUACACCGCUUGCUAUCCUCCCAUCGGUUAUCCUCCGACCAACGGAGCGUCUCCUCGAACGAGUCGAGGAAGACCACAACCUCGGAAAGCUGGCUCUGCCCGUCCUCCUCGGCGAAGACGUUGACACUCGUCGAGUUCGACGACCAGGAAGCGUUGGAAACGGUCAAAGCUGUUGACCUAGCUUCUCUCUGCGUCGACCCGCAGCGACGAGCAGCAGCCGGCCUGACUUCACUCGGAAGAGGCGCCUACGCCGACGUGGUCUGCUUCAACGCCUCGACGCAAGUCGAGUGUGACGCCGUCAAAAUUCCUGCAAGACGGUUAGCCGUAAAAGUAGGUGCCUGGCCGUCCGAAAAGUCCUUUCAAAGGGAGUGCGACUGCCAAGCCUUGGCGGCGAAGAGUAACUCGGCACCUGCGGUCCGAGCGAGGGCCUGGGCCGGCGGCGCGGCCGGCGUCGGCGCGAUCGUCAUGGAUAGGCUCACGUGUCCGUCGUUUCAUGUGUGGUUGCUCUGGGUCAGUCGCGACUUCUCGCGGCGGCCCGGGUUUGGGUCCAAGGAGCGAUGGUUGAUCGACCCUCGCGUGCAUAGACUGCCCCUGGUUAAACAGUGGGCAGCAGAAGCUAGAAGGGCCCGCAAGGCGCUCAAUGACGCGGGAAUACGACAUGGGGACGUCCACGACGCGAACGUCGUCUUCGACGUGUCGUCGUGCGCCGACAAGGUGUUUCGCGGGAGCAUGGGCGACGCCAAGGCGUUAAAAAGGGUGCUGAUGCGGGAAAUUGGAAAAGGGCCGUCUCACUCCUCAGCGAAGCUGGUGGUGGUGGAUUUCGGACGAGCUCGCAAGGCGGACGGGUUUUCGCGAUGGUUGCUGCGGGCCUGCGGGGAUGAUCAUAGGAUGGUGGACCCCCAGGACUGCGAACGGGUCUCUGAUGUCACUGACAUCGAUAUGUGUGUCGACGACUUGGAGUCGGAAGCUUAUAUUGGGAAGGUGCCGGACACGCUAAAGGGGGGAUUGGCUGGGUUGCAGGCGUCGUUUGAGUCUCUAUAACUUUUGUGUCUU
Pelagomonas calceolata is the source of this 2953-nucleotide messenger RNA. The record is from the annotation of a GenBank genome assembly. Lineage: Eukaryota; Pelagophyceae; Pelagomonadales; Pelagomonadaceae.